AUGAGCAUCAAUUCUAUUAGACUGAUGUCGUCAGUCGAGACAGAGGAACGAGGCGCGUGCACAAAGAGCGCACAACGUCGCGUCGUCUCGUCACUUGACCUAAUUUUCCAGUGUUUCGUCACAACGGGGGUGACUCUGAACCUGGCCGGCCAUGGCGUUGCAAAUGGAUUCGCCGCUGUGCUGGUGCCACAGUUGCGCAGGGCGGACUCGACGAUACCCAUUGACCACUCUACUGGAUCCUGGAUCGCGUCCGUUAUGGGUACCACCUUGGUCAUCGGUAACUUCAUCAUACCAUUUACUAUGGCGAAAUACGGAAGAAGAAUCGCAAACAUGGCUAGUCUGGUCCCUAUGAUCAUGGGCUGGAUAUGCAUAGUUUUAGCAACCAACGUGCCCAUGCUAAUCUUUGCAAGGUUGCUACAAGGCCUCUCAAUGGGCAUGGGAACUACCCUUGGGCCGGUUCUCAUCGGGGAGUAUACCAGCCCGAAGAACAGGGGCGCAUUUCUCACCGUCAUAUCGGUGAUGAUCUCCGCCGGAGUACUAGUUGUGCACACCCUAGGGUGUUAUUUACACUGGCAGACCGCAGCGAUCGUGUGCGCUUUUGUAACUCUAGCUGAUUUCAUCAUCGUUCUGCUAUCUCCAGAGUCGCCAAGCUGGUUAGCAGAUCGAGGGAAGCACGAGGAAAGCAGAAGGGUGUUCAGAUGGUUGCGUGGUGAUGGUGAAGAGACAGAAUUGCGGCGGAUGGUCGAAGCCACCACCGAAAAACAAUCAAAACCUGCGGGGAACAUAUCGCAAUCAAUGUUGCAGACGAUCGUUGCAAAGAUCAGGUACAUAGAAACUAUUUUGAAAAGAAAGGAGUUCUACAAGCCCAUAAUAAUAAUGAUCCACAUUUAUAUGCUGUCCCAGUGGGCUGGUGUUAACGUAUUGAGCACAUACAUCAUCGAUCUAUUGGACGUGUUAGUUGGCAAUGGAGUGGAUAUAAAACUGAUGGUCGUCGCUUUGGACUCCCAAAGGAUUGUGUCCAACGUUGUUGGCGUGUACCUCAUUAAGAAGCGGAAAAGACGGACUAUGCUUUUAGCAAUAGGUUGUCUAGCCAUGUUUGCAAUGCUAGCGACGGCCUUGUUCUCUUAUUUGCAGACAAACCAAAUUAUCACGAACGAUCACCGCCUAAUUGGAAUCCUGCUACUUCACUUGCACAUGCUGUCCGUCGGUAUCGGCAGUUUGCCGAUAAGCUUCAUAAUAGCCGGCGAACUCUUCCCCCUUGAAUUUAGAAGCUUAGCAGGUGGCAUCAGCGUGCUAUUCCACUCGUCGAGUUUCUUCAUCGUCAUCAAAACGGUGCCUUACCUCUUUAACACGAUCGGUCUACACGGUGCUUACUGUCUGUACACCUUAGUUUCGGGCUACUGCCUCAUGGUAGCGUGGUGGUUCCUACCAGAGACGAAGGACAGAACUCUACAAGAGAUUGAGGACGAGUUUCGCGGGACAUCUCCAGUGGAUAAAGCUGUAGAACUUCAGUCACUGGCAUCAUUA
Messenger RNA from Iphiclides podalirius (scarce swallowtail), 1527 nucleotides. Lineage: Eukaryota; Metazoa; Arthropoda; Insecta; Lepidoptera; Papilionidae. The record is from the annotation of a GenBank genome assembly.